AUGAAGUCCCUCGUCGCACUCUCUCUCCCUGCUCUCGCCCUCUCCGCACCACUCGUAGCAGACACCUUGUCCGCACCUCCAGCUUUCAAGAUUAACAAAGUCGUUUCCGGCGGCUCCGGUUGUCCUCAAGGCAGCAUCGACAUCGACUGGACUAACAACGGCAUCCUGCCCAUUUACUUCAGCAAAGACUUCACAGCUACCGUCGGUCCCAGCGUGACCGCCGAUCAAAGCCGCAAAAACUGCCAGAUCAACCUCGACAUCUCCUACAGCGCUGGUUACAGCUACAGCGUCUACAGCGCCGACUACACAGGCUGGGCGGACAUCGACAGCGGCGUGAAGGGCACCGUCGUGGCGCAUUACUAUUUUUCCGGAGAGCAGGCUACUGUAACUAAUCCUCUUUCUUCCUUCUAUUCCUCCCCGCGCCUCCCCUUACGUCCCCACUCCCUACCCAUCCAUGUGCCUACUCAAGAUAUAAGGCUGACACAACCCCAGGGCUCAACAAGCCUCACUCUCCAAGGCCCAUUCACCGGCAAGUACGUCAAGAAAGACGACGUCGCCGUCAGCGUGUGGAGUCCCUGCGGCCAGCAGUCGCUGCUGAAUGUGAAUGCUGAGGUGGCGCUCACGCCGCUGGGAAGCUAUGCGAGCGGCCAGCUGGCGGUGAAUAAAGAGACGGGCAGGUUUGCGAGUCAAUUGUAUAUCCGGUGGAAGCAGUGUUAA
Messenger RNA from Didymosphaeria variabile, 717 nucleotides. RefSeq lists its product as uncharacterized. The transcript is spliced from 2 exons. The record is from RefSeq and is a predicted model, not a curated record. Bases 1 to 717 code for a protein of 238 amino acids. NCBI's taxonomy places the organism in Eukaryota, Fungi, Ascomycota, Dothideomycetes, Pleosporales, Didymosphaeriaceae.